Aspergillus saccharolyticus JOP 1030-1 is the source of this 1342-nucleotide messenger RNA. Its product is annotated as putative C6 transcription factor. Gene Ontology annotation, molecular function: DNA-binding transcription factor activity, RNA polymerase II-specific; zinc ion binding. The coding region runs from base 14 to 1342 and encodes 442 amino acids. The record is from RefSeq and is a predicted model, not a curated record. The transcript is spliced from 2 exons. Lineage: Eukaryota; Fungi; Ascomycota; Eurotiomycetes; Eurotiales; Aspergillaceae. Gene Ontology annotation, biological process: regulation of DNA-templated transcription.
ACAACCAUCCGCUAUGCGGCGCCCGAUCAAAAAAGCUUGUGAUGAAUGUAUCGCGCGAAAAGUCAAAUGCAGUGGUACUUGGCCCUGCGAUGCCUGUCGUCAGAGUUCUAGGCGCGUGGAUUGCACCUUUCUCAAGCCCGUGGGGCGAAGGGGGCCCAAGGUGCGGCGGUUGGAGGGGCGGGCAAGAUCUGUGGUUGUUCUUGUAGGAACAGGACUGAUAAGCUCUGAUCAGGAUGCUGCGGAGAGCUGCAAUUCUGUGUUGUCGAUGGGUUUAGAUUCUGUUGCGUGGGUAGAUUGUGCUACGGGACAAUUGGCAGCUCGAGACGGUCCCGUUCACAGAAACCAUACUGCAGCUCCCUCGGCAGCUGUAGACACGGCUUUCUACGAAAACCACACUUCAAUUCCCUUGGCAGUCCUGUCACAUAUCGUCCACUUAUACCAGCAAUCAUCAUAUAGCGUCUGGCCGAUCAUCAAUGCCCCUGCUCUCCUACAAAAGCUCGAGUCCAUCCCGGACGUGGACAUCCUCCGUCUAGCCAUGGCUCUCUCGGCAGCUACCAUGGCUCAAUUGCAACUGCCCCCCCUGCUCUUCGGCGAUGUAGCCAUGGAUUGCACGACCAUGGCAGCAGAAUGCAUGAAGCUGCGGGACGCAAACCCAUCACGCGAGCGUCUCGAUCUGCGAAGUAUCCUCGUCUCGUUCUUUCUACAUGUAUAUCACGCCAAGAGGAACCGACGCAAAUCGGCCAUGGGCUUCAUACAGCAAGCCAUCUCCGGGGCCGAGCGCCUUGGUUUGAAUGCCGUAAGCGUGACUGAGCAGGUCAUGACCUUCGAUGAAGUCAUCGCCAACAAGGAGGUUUUGUUUCUCCUGCUCUGGAUCUCAGAAAGGGGGUAUGCUAUGCAUCUGGGCCUCCAACCGUCCUAUACAUGUCCGAUCGUAAAGCCAGACUUUCAUAGUUGCAGUCCAGAAGUGCAGGGCUUACUUGAGCUAGGUCAACUCUUUGCAACUUUUGACAUGAUCUCCACGCGGCAUAGAGAUGCAACCACUGUAACUUUUGCGGGGAGUCUGGCAGCGACGGAGGCGGCACUGUCAGGACUAUCUCUCAGUCAACAGAAUGGACCGACAACGCGUGUGGCAGACUACUGCAUCACGAAAGAAUGGAUGCGCACGAUUAUUUGGCAGAAAGCACUGUCUCAGCGUCUGCUCUCCUCAACCUCCUGUGUCGACCUCAUGACAUUCCGCUUUCCCGCCGUUGUUGGCCGUGCUCUGCUAUGCUCCCUGCAGGGGUUUUCCGAGUCGGACUUGCUCCCGCUGGGACGUGAUCAGGUAAGUCUGUUUCGUGCAUAA